Molecule: messenger RNA, 677 nt
Organism: Phalaenopsis equestris
Lineage: Eukaryota; Viridiplantae; Streptophyta; Magnoliopsida; Asparagales; Orchidaceae
Product: auxin-responsive protein IAA4-like
Exons: 4
Coding region: 51-593 (180 amino acids)
Biological process (GO): regulation of DNA-templated transcription
Cellular component (GO): nucleus
Molecular function (GO): protein binding
Source: RefSeq, a predicted model, not a curated record
CCACUCCGGCGAUCACCGGGAACCUAGCACCACCUGCGGCAGCGGCGGAGAUGGACGGAAACUGUGAUAAUCUAGAAGAUACAGAGCUGAGGCUCGGUCUGCCCGGAAUCGAUGUAACUACAGUUUGUUCCAAGGUCAACAAGAGGGCGUUGACUGACGAUUUUGACCUCAAGAGGCCUUCCGCUAAGGCACAAGUGGUCGGGUGGCCGCCGGUGAGGUCAAAUAGAAGGAACAGCAUUCAGGCAAGGAGGUCGGAGGCGGCGGAGAUCGCCGGCGCCGGAAUAUUCCUUGUGAAGGUCAGCAUGGACGGAGCGCCCUACCUGAGGAAAAUAGAUCUCAUGAUCUAUAAGGGUUAUAAGGAGCUCAGAAAUGCUUUGGAAAAUAUGUUCAAAUAUUUCCCUUUUGGUUCUUUAGAAUGUGAGAAUUUAGAGGUAGAAGCAACAAGUGGAACUGAGUACGCAGUUGCAUAUGAAGACAAAGAUGGGGAUUGGAUGCUGGCUGGAGAUGUCCCAUGGGAGAUGUUCAUUUCUUCGUGCAGGAGGUUGAGAAUAAUGAAAGGAUCAGAAGCAAUGGGCUUGGCUCCUCACCCUUGAAAACAAACAAUCCUGCAAAUGAAAAAUUAUUUCAUACGGACGGCGUAUGCAGAGAUGUAUGCGUUAUCCGAUCUCCACCGUUUA